Cucurbitaria berberidis CBS 394.84 is the source of this 708-nucleotide messenger RNA. RefSeq lists its product as uncharacterized. The coding region runs from base 1 to 708 and encodes 235 amino acids. The record is from RefSeq and is a predicted model, not a curated record. The transcript is spliced from 3 exons. NCBI's taxonomy places the organism in Eukaryota, Fungi, Ascomycota, Dothideomycetes, Pleosporales, Cucurbitariaceae.
AUGCAGUACAAGAAGCUACUAACCCUCGCGCUCGCUCCGUCGAUCGUGUUCUUCCUCCUAUCCUUGGUUUCGGUGGCGUUGACAGUACAUUACUGGAUCAUCGGCGACUGGAUUAUGCCGAGAGCCGUGCAAGUUCCAACAACCAACUUCGAUGAGCGCACGCAACGAUACAAGACGGACGCUACCAUUGUCUGGUACACAGACAAGGACACCGAUGUGACCAUUGCCUCUGGAUGUCUGAAUCUGGUAGCUGGCAUAGUGUCGCUCAUGGCUUGGAGUUUGCUGCGAAAGCCAGGCAUGGACUCGCAGCAUGCGGCAGGCAAGCGUCGAUUUUGGAUCAUCGCUGUUGUCGUCAUGUCAGUCACUGGAGCCGCAACCGCCCUCGCAUCCAUCGCGUUACACUAUACGGAAAAAGGCCCUGACCAGUAUGGCUGCAAUCCUGACGUCCUCAGGAUGGGCGGGAAGCUCAACACGAACAUGUAUUGUACACGAGAGAUGGCAGCCUGCAAUUUCCUACCAAAGUAUCUCAAAACAAAGGACCGCGGCAAUGCUUCGGUAGCAUGCAACGAGACUCUUGUGGUCAAGUGGCUGCAGAUCAUCCUAAUCAUCAACGCGCUCAUUGUUCUUGCCAUGUUCAGCGUCCAGGCCCGAAUACGCCGGACAACGAGGGAGACGACCACCAAGGAACCUGUUCCUGAAGUGAUUUAA